GACAGCGGCUUGGGCGUUACUUCUAUUCAGGAAACUAUUAUUUCUCUUGUUUAUUUUCCUCUUUGCAUCAUCAGCUGGACGAGCCGGAGUUCUACAGACACCGUCCCUGUCCCCGAGGAGUGCUUCAUGGUCACCCAUCAGAUACAGCACACCCAUGAAAAGAAAAGCUAGUACUCCCCUGCGUCCCAAACGCAGCAGGUCGGUCAGUGCCGGCGGUGAUUGUGCUCCAGAGCCGGGCACAGUGCUUAGCUCCAAUGCACUACCAAACUCUGACACCGUCCCAGAAUCGACCUCGCUCAUCCGACACCUGAGCAUGUCGAGGCACAGUCACAACCUCCUCAAGUUUUUGGAUGAGGACCGGAGCCGGGGGAAGUUCUGCGAUGUGUCCGUGUCUGUGGGUGGAACGAUCUACAGAGCCCACAAGGUGGUGUUGGCUCACGGGAGCAGCUACUUUCACGCUGAGCUGUCCAAGAACCCUGCAAUGACCAAUGUGACUCUGGACCACGUGGAGGACUCUGUUUUCCAGCACCUGCUCGACUUUUUGUACACCUCCGAGUGUGUUGUCACAGGCACAGACCUCCCGGCUCUAAUUGAAGCAGCACGAUUUCUGGACAUGAUGGAUAUACUCAAGAUGCUGUGUAAAGAAGGGGAGGUCCACCCUGUAAGUGUGAUCCAGGCCCAGGCGGAGAUAAGAGCGUCUUCAGAGGUAGAAAUGACCUCCAGUGACUCACCAGCAGGCAACGCUGACGACCAGAGCCCACUUGAGCAGAGCAACCUGUGCACUCGCCAGUUUAAUGCAGAGAACUCUGUGCAGAGCCACUUGGCUGAGAGUCACGGGGAUGCACAGCAGGAAACCCUGACAGAGGGAGAGAAGGCAGAAGGUCAGAGGACUGUUCUCACACGGAGAUCAGCUCGUAGGAGGAGAACACCCACUAAGUAUAAGAGAGAUGAUGUGGAGUGCUUUGUCAACACACCUGAGGAAACACAGAAGAUUUUAUCACCAAGCGAGGGGCACAAAGCUAGAGAAGAGGAAGCAGGAAAUGGGGUUGUGGAAAAGCAGACAUCCAAACCGAGCUUAAAAGAGACGUCUAAACCAGCUCUCGACGAUGACGUGGUGGACGAGGAAGAUGAAGCGGAGGAGGGAGGAGACGCGAACGAGGAAGUGUCUGCCCAAAAGACAGCAGCUGCAGACAAGAGCGCAAGUCAGCAGGGUCCGGAUGGAGAAGGGUCAGAGUGCCUCGGUGUUCGAGAGGUGGAGGUGCAGGCGCCCGCGGCAGGAAGCUCAAACCAGAGCCCAGUGUACCCUGAGGGUCUGGCCCCAGUCAUCAUCCAGACCUCCAGCAAGAAGAUUCUCAUGUGUCCCAAAUGUGACAAGACCUUUGACCGUGCAGGGAAGUACGAGAGUCACACCAGAGUGCACACGGGCGAGAAACCGUUCCAGUGUGACAUCUGUUUCCAGCGCUACUCCACCAAGUCGAACCUGACCGUGCACAGGAAGAAGCACGCCGGCGACGCUCCCUUCCAGAAGAAGGAGCACAAAUGCCCCUUCUGCAACAAGCUGCAUGCCAGCAAGAAAACCCUGGCCAAACAUGUCAGGAGGUUUCAUCCAGACAACAUCCAAGAGUUUCUUACCAAGCGGAAGAGGAAGAGUGAAGGCUGGAAAUGUGCUAUUUGUCUGAAGACCUUCACCCGCAGCCCUCAUCUGCAGGAGCACUUGAUCCUGCACACACAGGACCGCCCUUUUAAAUGCACCUUCUGUGAUGAGCACUUCAAGUCGAGGUUUGCCAGGCUGAAGCACCAAGAAAAGUACCACUUAGGUCCGUUUCCCUGUGAGAUCUGUGGCCGACAGUUCAAUGACACAGGCAACAGGAAGCGACACAUUGAGUGUACUCACGGAGGCAAGAGAAAGUGGACUUGUUUUAUCUGUGGGAAAUCAGUGCGGGAAAGGACAACGCUGAGGGAGCAUAUGAGGAUCCACAGUGGGGAGAAACCUCACCUGUGUAGUAUCUGCGGCCAAAGUUUCCGUCAUGGCAGCUCCUACAGGCUCCACCUCCGAGUACACCGCGAUGACAAGCGCUACGAGUGUGACGAAUGUGGGAAAACCUUUAUACGCCACGAUCACCUGACCAAGCAUCAGAAAAUACACUCCGGUGAGAAAGCACACCAGUGUGAGGAGUGUGGGAAGUGCUUCAGGCGCCAUGACCAUCUGACUGUCCACUACAAAAGUGUUCAUUUAGGAGAGAAAGUCUGGCAGAAAUAUAAAACUGCAGUGCAUCAGUGUGAGGUCUGCAAGAAGGAAUUUAAAGGAAAGUCCAGUCUGGAAAUGCACUUCAGGACUCACUCAGGUGAGAAACCCCACAGAUGUCCUGAAUGCCACCAGACGUUUCGGAUCAAGAAGACCUUGACAAAGCACAUGGUGAUUCACUCGGACGCUCGUCCUUUUAACUGUCCACAGUGCAGCGCCACCUUCAAAAGAAAAGACAAGCUCAAGUACCACGUCGACCAUGUGCACAGCACGCGAUUCACCGGGCAGCCCGUCAGCGCCCUCAGCGAGGACAAAAUGGUCUCCAUCCCUUUUGAGGACACCUCGAAGGCGUAUCGCACCGAGCCUAAGUCGGCUCUUCAAAGCGGCCCCCUGCCCGCAAUGAAUGUUUGCGUGCCAGUCACUUUAGUUCCUGUCCAGACGGCAGGAGGAGCACAAGGUGAGCUGAACACAUCCGGGGCGUCGUCUCUCCCCUCCCAGACUCAUAAUGUUGUGAGCAUGCAGGCUCAAGGACAGCAGCAGAACUCCGGCUACCAGGCCGCCACCGACCUGGCGUUCUUGGAGAAGUACACCCUCACCCCCCAGCCCACCAACAUCGUCCACCCCGUGAGGCCUGAUCAGAUGCUGGAUCCGCGAGAGCAGUCCUACCUGGGCACGCUACUGGGACUGGACUCAUCUUCCUCUGUACAGAACGUGUCCAACUCUGACCACAGGCACUGAUGCUCCUUACUCCACUGAGUCUUAAAGGAACCCAAUCAUUUGAAUCAGAAGAACAAAACCUCAGUAUUCACCACUAAAAUAUGUCUGCAUUUUGAGCCGGAGCAGCUUUUUGAACUGUAAAUUACUCAAUUUAAGGCUACAUCAACACAUGUCUUCCUUUGAAAAAGCAUCAACUCUGCUCCAGAUACACCUGCUGUCCACACUGUUCCUGAGUCUUAGAAUUAGAGCCACUAAAACUGAGACGUCUGGAAACACUGCCGAUCCCGUUUUAGUCUGAGACGUUUUGAAACAAUGACGUAGACACUAGGUUUGCACGAUAUAUCGAAAAUGUAUCGUCAUCCCGAUAUCAACCUGCGCGAUAAACGUAUCGCAAAAGACUGCUUGAGCUGCGAUGAAUGGUGUCCAAUGCGCCACGCAAACUGGGUGGAACUGUGGAUUUAUACCAGGGCGUUUUUCAUUUUUUUUGGCCCAGUAUAAUAAACCAUGACAAAUACCACUUUAACUCUAAAAUCAGGAACUAAAAGUGAAAAUGACAAUUUUGGGAACAGUUUGAUACCAGUAACAUGGUCACACAAAUUGGCUUUAACAAUAUUUUUUCUUCUCGUGCAUCAAUUUUAGCACAAGCCUUUAGUGUCACGGAAUGACACAAUUCAUCUUGAUUCUUCAAUUGGCAGAAAACUUAAUGAAGGUUUUGAGGACUUGGUUGAUCAUUCAUGUUCCUAAAUGCACAACAUGUACUUUUCUGCUGCUCAGGGUCUCUCAAUCAAAACCAUAACAAGUUUUGCAUGGAAUCAUGGGAAUUGUUGUCGUUACCACCAUCGUCACCACUUCGCUCAGCUACUCCUGGUUAUGAUUCCUGCAGUGUUGAUAAAUCAUGAGGUUUUUAGCUGGAGCCGAAUCAUCCACAUUAUCUGCUAAACAACCAAUAGUGAUGUUUGUACAUAGGAGACAAGUGACAGACAAGUAAAUGGAAUUAUGAAUUUUCUGGGUUUAAAAACGGCAGGAAACUUUUGGGAUGGUGGCAGAACACAACACAACAAAAGAUUACAGAGGUCUAAUGGUCUUUUGGCCAUUAGCAUUUUCGAUUAACUGAACAUGCUAUUUUAUUGUACAUGUAUAUCGCAUGUGCGAGAAAAAAUGGCUUAAUUGCGCCGCCCCCAAAAUUUUAAAUUUAGUUUGAGACCAUAGAAAAGCUCAUGGAUCCAUACACUAAACCCAACAGGAGAAUUCUAUUUUCAGUUGCAAAUUGUUUGCCUUUUCCACGCCUCAUACUUUGACAAAGUCAUCCAAGGGAAUUAAUCCAGUUCCCUUAACUGAAUCUUAUAGAGCUUGACAAUGGGAGGUUGCAAAGGUUUUUAGUCUUCUUUGAACAACAGGAUGCAUUCAAUAUUUUUUGGAUGAAAACCUGUACGUGGUCAGAUCUGUUCUGUACAACAUAUCACAUUGUGUCACUCCAUUGUAACGUCUUGGCAUCUGCACCUCCCAGACACAGCACAAAGCUGCAGGUAACCUUCAAUACUCUACACAGCUUAAAUUAAAAUUAAAAUGGUAAAUCAUAUGAAAUAUGAUUAAAGCAAUUAUGAACAAUUUCCAACUGUGAAAUGAUUGAAUUUCAGAGGGUAGUUGAAGAAAGAGACGAAUUAAAUAGAAAUCCUGUGUAAAAGUAUCAGUUGCAGCUCGAAGAGGUGUUUCUGUUUUAAAUUGUGCCGCAGCUGUUAUUGUUUUUAUUGUCUGUCAAUUAACUGAGUUAAUAUUAAUGAUCUGUUACAGAAUUGAUUCUGUUCUGAAGCUUUGCAAACUUUGUGUCACGAUCAAUUAAAUCAGUGAAUGAACGUGUGUUUCAUUAGCCUUGUGACAGACUAGACAGAUGAAUGGGUUGAUUUCAGGGGAGGAUUUAGAAAAACACAAUCCUAGAAAGACAAGUGAUUCCAGUCCAGGUUUUAACCAGGCCGACUACCGGUCAUUUGUGUGGCUGUGAACCAACAGAAAAACACUUAACUCCAACUUGUUGUAGGAAUUUAUGAGAAGCCUGAAAUUGGCUUUAGAAAAAGCCGACAUGAUAUAAUGUUACAACAUAUGUAUCAUCACAGGCAUAACUUCAGUUUUCCAGGCUGGCAUCUGUUUUCAUUCAGGGAACAUCGUCCUCUUCAUCAAAGUGCCUGAGCAACCAUUCUGUUCAAAAGACAGAGGUUUUACAAACAACAAACCAUGAUAACAAAACACAAACAAUAAUAAAGAUUAUAUUAUGAACCCAUAGUCAUACAUGCAUAUGAAAGUUAUGCUACAUUAUUGCAUCAUACAAGCUUAUUACUCACCAACUUUGUUGUGAUCCACAUACAACCUAAAAAUAAUCAUAUGUUAGCACAGCAGUGAGUAUUGUUCUAUCAAUUGAAGUCAUUGACGAAUUCACAACAAGAAAUGACACAUAACGUAGAAAUUCUGCUGUUAAAUUCCCGUUUUUUAGUUCCAGCACAUUGACACUGGCGUCGCACUUAAUCACCAAAAUCUUUCGUAAAGGUUUUAGAACACGCCCACUCGCUUGCCUUGAACUUUCUGGACUUCCCCCCCUGACCACUAUAAUACGUUUUACCAGACUCUACACACACAUAUCAUAGCUGAAAAGGAUUUAAUGUAUUUCCGUUGUACUGAGCUUAAAGUGAUACUUACAUUCACUUAACCUAAUUAUUCCAUCAGUGCAGCGGACCACAGAAAAAUGAGGAGUCAACCAGUCGUCCACACAUCUCAUUGACACCUUCUCACCAUCGUUCACAUAUUUCACUCCAUCAGGUUCUAAUUCAGGAUAUUGCCGAGUGUCCACAGAACAGUAGGUAGCUGCCCAAAAGGAAAAAAUAAA
Messenger RNA from Pleuronectes platessa (European plaice), 5837 nucleotides. It is a transcript of the gene zbtb41, whose product is annotated as zinc finger and BTB domain containing 41. The transcript has 11 exons. Lineage: Eukaryota; Metazoa; Chordata; Actinopteri; Pleuronectiformes; Pleuronectidae. Bases 155 to 2983 code for a protein of 942 amino acids. Gene Ontology annotation, biological process: regulation of transcription by RNA polymerase II. The record is from RefSeq and is a predicted model, not a curated record. Gene Ontology annotation, molecular function: DNA-binding transcription factor activity; RNA polymerase II cis-regulatory region sequence-specific DNA binding; protein binding.